Molecule: messenger RNA, 1660 nt
Organism: Crotalus tigris (Tiger rattlesnake)
Lineage: Eukaryota; Metazoa; Chordata; Lepidosauria; Squamata; Viperidae
Gene: ENTR1
Product: endosome associated trafficking regulator 1
Exons: 8
Coding region: 82-1164 (360 amino acids)
Biological process (GO): regulation of cytokinesis; positive regulation of protein localization to cilium; positive regulation of cilium assembly
Cellular component (GO): ciliary basal body; early endosome; midbody
Source: RefSeq, a predicted model, not a curated record
CUUCCGGAAGUCCGCUCCUCCGGCGGCGGCGGCGGAGGAGGAAGAAGGGAGGAGGCGAGUCUCGGCCGUCUCCCGCGGCCCAUGGCCGGGCGCAGCGCCCUCCCGCCGGGCGCCGUCCUCGGGGAGAGGCUGGAGCCUCCCUGGGCAGGCCCGGCCGGUGGGCUGCCUGGCAACCCUGGGGAGGGGGCCAACCCCUUCUCCUUCAAGGCGUUUGUGAGGAGCCAGGAGCAGAAGGAGGCUACAGCCGCCUCCUCGCAUGGGGGCACCAAGACCAGCAGCCCCCAGGGAUCGCUGAGGUCCUGCUUCCUUCUGGAUGAGAGCUCCUUCUUGGCCGAGUCGCUGGGGUCGAACAAGGACUUGCGAGAGCCGUUUUUUGAAGACCCAACUGCUUUGGACUCCUUGCUGCAAGAAGAUGAGGACGACUGGAGCGGCUCGUAUCAGCCCUCGGCCGUCGAAGAAGCCCACCUGGUCAGAGCCCCCAGCGCCUCGCUUAGCAGCAGCCCUUUAAACUCCUUCUCUUGCAAUCUCUCAGAGCUGCAGACCUUCUCCCCGGACCAGCUGGGAGGAAAUGACCACAUCUCCUGCAGCUGUCUUGGGAAGGGCGACCAAAGCUCGCUAAGCGGUGGGAUGUCCCCAGAAGAUGGCCUUUGCCGACUCUUGCAGCUGCGUUACCAAGAACUGAAAGAAGAAAAUUCCAAGUUCAGAAGUACCCUCAGCCAAAUUCAAGCUAUUUCUGACUCUCAGGCAGAAAGAAUAAGGCAUCUGGAAAGGACUUUAGAGAAGAACAAACGGAAAGAGGAGAAGGAGGCUCAUGAGUUGGAGGCUAUGGUGCAACAAGUGGAAGAGAACCUCCAGUUAAUGACGAAACGGGCUAUGAAAGCAGAAAACAGCGUCAUCAAGCUGAAGCAGGAAAACUUGCACCUUCAGGUUCAGUUGGAAAACUACAAAUUGGAGAACCAGGCCUUAAGGUCUGGCCAUCUAGAAAGCCUGGCCGUAGUCAAGCAAAAUGCAGAUGUUGCCUUGCAGAAUCUUCUUGCUGUGAUAACAAGAUCUAAAUCGUCAAUUAAGCAGCUGGUUUCUGGUGCAGAAGAACUGCAGCUUGUAGCUGACCUUCUGAAGUCUUUAGACAAAAUAUCUGAGAUACCAUCACAAGGAACCCCCUGAGAAUCUAUUUAUUACCUCUCAUUCUUGGAGAAAACUAAGAUUGGAAGCUGGAUUUUUCAAUGGCUUUGUGCUGUGAUCUUUAACUUCUGAGACUGUUAAGAAAGUUGCAGCUCUUGAGUUAUUAACCUCUGGAUUGAUCAACGGAAAGUUAUUUCAUAAUGUGCAAAGAUAACCAAAUAUUUUCACACUUCACUGGCUGGUUGCUCAUUUAGAGAUUGCUUUAAAAGUCUAGUCAGGAAUAUAUUUCUUAUUUAACUUGGCUGCCAGCCCGAGCUGUCCUCGCGCGCACAGAUAUUGUUAUUAUUAUUAAAACUGUCUUCUUGGUAGAAAUCACGUUUCUUGAAAACCAGCUGUUGUACAGGUGCGAUGGAACCGUUUGCAUAGCAAAGUAUCCCAAGAUUUAACCUUCUGAAUAUACAGUUUUGAAGCUUUUUAAUUUCUCCAGGUUUUUGUAAUAGUAUUAUUUUUUAAAUUAAAAUGAAACUGCAAGUAUGGA